Molecule: messenger RNA, 2453 nt
Organism: Bufo gargarizans (Asiatic toad)
Lineage: Eukaryota; Metazoa; Chordata; Amphibia; Anura; Bufonidae
Product: gastrula zinc finger protein XlCGF26.1-like
Exons: 5
Coding region: 1-1929 (642 amino acids)
Biological process (GO): regulation of DNA-templated transcription
Source: RefSeq, a predicted model, not a curated record
AUGGAGCUGCUGACUGGAGAGGUUCCUGUAAGGUGUCAGGAUGUGGCGGUCUAUUUCUCCAUGGAGGAGUGGGAGUACAUAGAAGGACACAAGGAACUGUACAAGGAGGCCAUGAUGGAGGCUCCCCGGCCUCUGACGUCACCAGAUGGAUCCAGGAGGAGAAAUCCCCCCGAGAGUUGUCCCCGUCCUCUGUAUUCCCAGGAGUGUCCAGAGGAGAAGCUCCCAGAGAACCAUCAGAUGACAAAUCAGGGGGAAGAUGUGACUGUUAUUAAAGUGGAGAAUGAAGAAGAACGGAUGAUGGGCGAUCCCCCGUGUAAGAGUGAGGUGGAGGAGGACAUUCCAGUCCAUGUGACCACAGAAAAUCCCAGUAAGAACUUUGAGGAAAACUUCAUGUGGUUGCUAGAUAAAACAGAAGAUGAAGAUAUCGGGCAGCGCUUUUCAGGAGAAAAAAAUAUUACCUAUAAUGUACAUCCGGGACUUCACAGUGCAGGUCUAGUAUCUAAUCCCACUAAUCAUGAAGAACCUUCUUCUGACCAAUCACAGAUUGCUACCACAAGUACCCAGCAGAAAGAAGGUAAAAGGGAAUCUGGAAAACAGUACAAAAACAGCUCAAAUCUAUAUACACACAGAAUUCACACAGUUGAGAAGCCAAAAUCCUGUUCAAAAUGUGGGAAAUGUUUUAUGUAUAAAUCACAGCUUGUGAAGCAUGAGAGAAUUCACACAGGAGAGAAGCCCUAUUCAUGUUCAGAAUGUGGGAAAUGUUUUAUUACUAAAGACAAACUAAAGGUUCAUCUGAGAAGGCAUACAGGAGAAAAACCAUUUACAUGUUCAGAAUGUGGGAGAUGUUUUACAGAGAAAUCAGGUCUUGUCAAACAUCAGCGAUAUCACACGGGAGAAAAGCCGUUCUCCUGUUCUGAAUGUGGAAAGCGAUUUACACAAAACUCAGGUCUUUUUAGCCAUAGAAGAAUUCACACAGGAGAAAAGCCAUAUUCCUGUUCAGAAUGUGGAAAAUGUUUUAUGUAUAAAUCACGUCUUGUUGUACAUCAGAGAAUUCACACAGGAGAGAAGCCUUACUCAUGUUCAGAAUGUGGGAAAUGUUUUACAGAUAAAUCAUGUCUUCUUACACAUGAAAGAAUUCACACAGGAGAGAAGCCAUUUAAAUGUUCAGAAUGUGGAAAAUGUUAUACACAAAAGUCAGAUCUCAUUACACAUGAGAGAAACCACACAGGGGAGAAGCCAUAUUCUUGUUCAGAUUGUGGGAAAUGUUUUAUUUCUAAAGACACCCUCAAUCAUCAUCAGAGAGUUCACACAGGAGAGAAGCCAUAUUCAUGUUCAGAAUGUGGGAAAUGGUUUACUACUAAACACAAACUAAAGGUUCAUCAGAGAAGUCACACAGGAGAGAAACCAUUUAUAUGUUCAGAAUGUGGGAAAUGUUUUACAGAGAAAUCAGGUCUUGUCAAACAUCAGCGAUAUCACACAGGAGAGAAGCCGUUCUCAUGUUCUGAAUGUGGGAAAUGUUUUACUACUAAAGACAAACUAAAGGUUCAUCAGAGAAGUCAUACAGGAGAUAAACCAUUUAUAUGUUUAGAAUGUGGGAAAUGUUUUACAGAGAAAUCAGGUCUUGUCAAACAUCAGCGAUAUCACACAGGAGAGAAGCCGUUCUCAUGUGCUGAAUGUGGAAAACGAUUUACACAACACUCAGGUCUUUUUAGCCACAGAAAAAUUCACACAGAAGAAAAGCCAUAUUCCUGUUCAGAUUGUGGAAAAUGUUUUAUGUAUAAAUCACGUCUUGUUGUACAUCAGAGAAUUCACACAGGAGAGAAGCUGUAUUCAUGUUCAGAAUGCGGGAGAUUUUUUACAAAGAAAUCCUAUCUUGUUAAACAUGAGAGGAUUCACUUAGGAGAGAAGCUGUAUUUACAGUAUAUUUAGAAGGUGGAAAAUGGUUUACUACUGAAGAUAAACUCGAGGAACAUGAGAAAAUUCAAGCAGGAGAAAAGCCAGUUACAUGUACAGAAUGUGGGUAAUGUUUUGCUUCUAAAGCCACCCUCAGGAUUCAUCAGAGAAGUCACACAGGAGAGAACCCAUAUUCAUGUUCACUAUGUGGGAAAUGUUUUACAGGUAGAUCAUAUCUUGUUAAACAGGAGAGAAUCCACACAGAAAAAAAGCCUUAUUAAUGCACAGAAUGUGGGAAACGAGUGGACCUGUAUGAUUUAUGGAGGAUCAGAAAUCCAGGAGUGAAACAAUACUUCUGUUACUCUCCAUCGCAUAAUUUUCUUUCUGGAAUUGAUCUGGCUGUAGGGCCUACAGUAAUGUUGGAUAGGGUCCGGGAUACUAAAUACUUACCCCGCAGUAUUUCUAAUCACUCCCCGGUAUUGGUAAUAUUGGAUUUGGGGAAAGGUUUAUUAAAUGCAAGACAGACAUGGCGGCUGAAUCAUUUUUGGAUCCAGUUAGUA